Messenger RNA from Chrysoperla carnea, 3554 nucleotides. RefSeq names its product protein O-mannosyltransferase 1 (gene rt). The record is from RefSeq and is a predicted model, not a curated record. The transcript is spliced from 5 exons. Gene Ontology annotation, biological process: protein O-linked glycosylation via mannose. Gene Ontology annotation, molecular function: dolichyl-phosphate-mannose-protein mannosyltransferase activity. Lineage: Eukaryota; Metazoa; Arthropoda; Insecta; Neuroptera; Chrysopidae. Bases 129 to 2543 code for a protein of 804 amino acids. Gene Ontology annotation, cellular component: membrane; endoplasmic reticulum.
AGAAGCUACCUUUUGUUUACUUAACCGUAGGAGUGACAACUUGCCACAUGUCAAAAUAUAUUUAACCUCAUUUAUUUAUUAAAAACAUUUCAUUUUAAAAUGCAAUAUUUUUGAUAAUUCGUUCGAUUAUGGGGUCAGAAACAGAAAUUCGUAAUCGUAAGCAUCGUAAACCAAACCAUUCGAUUGAUGGAAAUAAUAUCAAACAAAAAUUACCAUACGAUCAGGAGAAAAAAUCGAUACAACAUGAAGAGGAUACGACUAAUCGUUAUGAUUAUUUGAAGGGGCAAGGUGAUAAUAAUAAUGUAAAAAUUGUGGGAAAUACUACGGAAAUUCCUUCAUUCAAAGAAAUUUCUAAUAAGUUUCGAAUUAAUAUUGAAAUUGAUAUUUUUUCUGUGUGUAUAUUUUUAAUUGCGUUAUGUUUACGAUUGUAUCGUCUUGAAGAGCCACGAAACAUUGUGUUUGACGAAUUACAUUAUGGAAAAUAUGUAUCUUUAUACAUGAAAAGAACAUUUUUUUUCGAUCCACAUCCUCCAUUGGGCAAACAAAUGAUUGCCGCUGUAGCAUAUUUAGCUGGUUACAAUGGCAAUAGUAAAUUUGAUCGAAUUGGUAACGUUUACGCAGACACUGUUCCUUUAUUCGCAUUACGCUUAGUUCCAGCUGUUUGUGGAAGUUUACUAAUUCCGAUUGUGUACAAUAUUUUGUUAGAAAUUGGAGUAUCAGUACCUAGUGCCGUAUUAGGUAGUAUUUUAAUUCUUUGUGAUAAUGCUUUAUUAACACAAUCACGUUUUAUGCUUAUGGAGUCCAUGUUAAUUAUGUUUUCGCUGUUUGGAAUCCUUUGCAUAUUAUAUUUUCGCCGUUAUUACGAUCGACCAUAUUGUAUACAAUGGUAUUUUUGGUUAAGUUUAGCAUUUAUUUCGUUUACAUGUGCAAUGUGUAUAAAAUUUUCUGGUAUAUACGCAAUGUUUUUGGGUGUUGGAAUUUUGGUUAAAAUGUUUUGGAAUAUUUUACCAAAUCCAAAAUAUUCGGAUCGUAUGCUGCAAUUAAUGUUAUUUGCUCAAAUUUUUGUUGCCACUGUUUGUACAGUUGGAGUAUAUUUAAGUGUAUUUUAUGUACAUUUGUUGGUGUUAAAUAAGGCUGGUUCACAUGAUUCAGUGAUGACUAGUGCAUUUCAAGCUUCGUUGGAAGGUGGUUUGGCGUCUAUUACCAAAGGGCAGCCACUUUUGAUUAGUCAUGGAUCACAAAUUACUCUUAGGCAUACUCAUGGCCGUACUUGUUGGUUACAUUCACAUCCUCACGUUUACCCCGUACGCUAUACCGAUAAACGGGGCUCAAGUCAUCAACAACAAGUUACGUGUUACUCAUUUAAAGAUGUCAAUAACUGGUGGAUUGUCAAACGUCCAGAAAAAAAUGAUUUAGUUGUGGGUGAAACAGUCGACACAAUUCGUCAUGGUGACAUUAUUCAACUUGUACAUGGUAUUACAAGUCGGGCAUUAAAUUCACACGAUGUAGCAGCUCCAAUGUCACCACAAUGUCAAGAAGUAUCAUGUUAUAUUGAUUAUAAUGUGUCAAUGCCUGCUCAAAAUUUAUGGCGAGUUGAUAUUAUUAAUCGUGAUCAAUAUGGCGGCAGUGAUGAAUGGCAUACUAUUCAAUCACAUGUACGUUUUGUUCAUGUAAAUUCUAGUCAAGCAUUGCGAUUCACUGGUCGACAGCUUCCUGAAUGGGGUUUCAAUCAACAUGAAAUCGUGACGGAUAAAAUUAUUAAUCAAGAUGAUACCAUAUGGAAUGUUGAAGAACAUAGAUAUACAAAAACUGACGAUCAGAAAGAACGCGAACGUCAAUUAGUAAAUGCUGAAAUGAUUCCAACAAGUGCAACACAAUUAUCAUUUUGGGCAAAAUUUCAAGAGUUACAAAAGAAAAUGUUGUUUUUCCAACCGCCAAAUAGUGGGGACCAAUCACAUAUGUAUAGUAGUGAACCAUUAGAAUGGCCGUUGAUGACACGUGGUAUUGCUUAUUGGGUGUCAAAUACUAGUAAUGCUCAAAUCCAUUUAUUAGGCAACAUAGUACUUUGGUAUUCAUCCACAAUAUGCAUGAUAUUAUAUUGUUCAUUAUUAGUAUUUUAUUUAUUACGUCGUCGUAGACAAUGCUACGAUAUUCCAGAACCAGUAUGGCAUGAAUAUCAACUGUACGGUGAAAUAUUUGUAUGCGGUUAUUUAUGUCAUUAUUUACCAUAUUUUUUUAUUGAACGUACAUUAUUUUUACAUCAUUAUUUACCAGCAUUUACAUUUCAAUUAUUAUUAAUGAUUACCUUCAUUCAACAUAUCUAUUAUUUAUUAUCAAAUAAUAUAUUAAACUUUAAAGUUUAUUAUCUUUACGUUAUCAAAUAUUUAUAUUUAAUAUUUAUAGUUGGUUGGACAUGUUGUGUGAUACAUGUUUUUAUUAAAUUUAUUGUAUUAAGUUAUGGUUUAGUCGAUUUAUCGACACAGGAUAUUUUAAAUUUACGAUGGAAAGAUACGUGGGAUUUUAUUAUACAUCGAAACGUUUAAAAUAAUUUUUAGAUAAUAAUAAAUUUGGGUAAUUACAAUAACGCAUUCUGUCGCGACGUGCACAUAUCUUCAAAUAUUAUUUUACACUUUUGAUUAAACUAGAAUUGGAAAUAUAAAAAAAUUACCUAACUUUUUUUUGUAUCUUCGGUUGGCUCACGUAACAGGUUUGGAGAAAGUGUUGUGUUCGAUUUCCUUCAUAAACUAACACAUCAUUGGUCUAGAAAUUGAAAAUUGAUAAAGAGUCUGUGAUAUUAAUAAUUCUUGAAAUGGGGACACUAAUCCUGGCAGUUAAAAAUGGAAUUAGUUUUGACUUUUGAGGCUAUUUAGUUUCAAGUAAUCUUAAGAUAUUCAGUUUUAAACUAAAAAUAAUUCAAUUUUCUUGCCAUUUACAAAAUAUUAGACUAGUAAUCAAAAGAUUAACUGAAUAGAAAAAAGACUACCGUUUUGUUAAUCUUUUUAAAUAAUUCCUUUUUUGUCGUCAAUUCUUAGUAUGAUGAAAUAAACACAUUUUUGAUAUGUAUGACUACAUACCUUAAAACUCUAUCAAAUUCUUAAAACAAAUUCUCCUGGUUCGGCGAAAUGGCCGGAGCGUGAUGCAAAUUAUUUACUUUAAAUUUUCUAUUUCUUAAAUUUUGACAUGUUCAGUAAUUUUCGAUCAAGAAGAAUUGAAGAAAUGUCAAAGCUUCUAUUUGUUAGACAAGAAAACGGAAAAGAAAAAGAGGAUAUGUCUAAAGAACAAUUUGGGAACUUACAUAGUCUCUUAAAACUUAAAUUUUCAAAUCGCAGCGAUAAAUCAUUUUCUGUUUAACCGAACUUUUACAAUAAGAUAUAGUUUUCUAUUUGGAUCUGAAUUUUAGUAACUAUAUUUUCUGAUCAUCGUGGUCAGAGAGUGUAGUACGCCGUGACAGAUUGCGUUUUGAUUACAAAAACUUUAAAAAACUGAUUUAUUACUAUACAAAAAUAGCAUAACUUACAAUAAAAAAAAAAAAAAAAACAUAAAUGAAUUUAUAC